AAUCUUGCUACACUGCAGCACUCCUGCAAGUAGGUGGUCUGUGUUUGUAAGUUUCAUACGGUGUCUGCGAUAUCAAUGGAAAGAAGAUACGGAUAAUUUUUGCCGUCAGUGACAGUCAUGACAGCUGUUGUGUGAUGAUGGUUUCGAGUUGAAUGUGUUACUUAUUGUAUGUUAACUUUGUGUAUUAUCAUUUAUAAUCUACAGUGUAUGAAUUUGUUAUCACGUGUGCCGAGAAUGAAAUAUUCAGUGAUUUUGUGGUACUGAAGUCGGAUUAUAUGCGUAGUAUUUAACUUGAGAAAGUUACAACAUGUUUACUAUCACUACCAGUUGUUGCAGAGUAAAAUGAAAAGCUCUGAAUGAGGAGUUACUGGGGUGCCCAUGUUGCUGCAGCCGAGCUGGCAUGAUGUCGUUCCUGCCGCAGUUACAGCGGACCAGGCUGUUUCGCACCCACCACCAACAAAACUGGAGGAGCUCCAGCGAAAUCUCAAAUCUGGAUGGACUGUUCAUAUCGCACAGGACGGGAGACUCUACUAUUGCAAUCAUCUAACCCAGACAUCUUCUUGGCUGCCACCAGUCGAGACCUGGGUCGAUGCAAGUGGUGGUUUUCCCUAUGGCUGGGAAGAGGCAAUAGACAGCGAUGGCAAACCGUAUUUUAUCAAUCACCUCAACAAGACCACCACAUAUGAGGAUCCUCGGAAGGACUGGACGGAAGAGCCGCCACAGCCAAGACAGGUGGAACUCACACGACACCCAGAAUUGGGCUUUGGAUUUGUGGCAGGCAGUGAGAAACCUGUCAUUGUGAGGUUUGUAACUGAGGGUGGACCGAGUGUGGACAAAUUGCAGCCAGGAGACCAGAUCCUCGUCAUAAAUGGAGAGGACGUGAAGAAGGCUCCUCGUGAUCAUGUGAUUCAACUAGUGAGAUCGUGCAAGGAAACUGUGAGACUCACAGUUUGUCAGCCUCCUCUUGACAAUUCGGCCCGCAAGUCAGCACUGCUGAGUGCAGCCAAGAAAGCCAAGCUCAAGUCAAAUCCAUCUCGAGUUCGAUUUGCUGAAGGAGUUGUUGUGAAUGGCUCCCCACUUUUUCCCCCAUCAACAUUCUCACUGGGAGAUUCUUCUGUGCCAUUUAUGCCAAAUGUACUGAAAGUAUUCCUUGAGAAUGGACAGACCAAGUCAUUCAAGUAUGACUCGAACACGACAGUCCUUGAUGUGAUGGAGUCCCUGCAACAGAAACUUUGCAUAAAAGCAACGGAACACUUCUCGCUGGUCGUGGAGCAUGUUAAGAGUUUGAGAAGAAACAAACUCACUCUUCUCGAUCCUCAGGAGCCCCUUGCAAGGAUAGCUGCAAGGCCUGGCUCACACAAUUUGCGGUGUCUCUUCAGAGUUGCAUUUGUUCCAAAAGAUGCAUGUGACCUAGCACAAAGGGAUUUGGUAGCAUUUGAGUACCUCUAUAUGCAGUGUUGCAAUGAUGUGGUGCAGGAACGCUAUGCUCCAGAACUAAAGUAUGACAUUGCGCUGAGGUUAGCGGCACUUCACAUACACCAGCAUGCCAUAUCUAACAAUAUGACAAGCAAAGUGACAGUGAAAGCUAUUGAGCGAGAAUUUGGCUUGGAGCGGUUUGUGCCAGUGUCACUAAUGAGCACAAUGAAGAGGAAAGAGUUACGGAAGCUGAUUGGCCACUUCCUGAAGUUAAACCAUAAUUUGUCCCCCACUGGGCAGAAGAGUUUAACAAGCCUGCAGGCCAAGUUAUACUAUCUGAACAUCAUCAGUGAACUGCCGAGCUAUGGCGCCAAAUGCUUCAGCACAAAUAUCACGGAUAGCAACAUGGAGAGAGUUAUUUUAGUGAGUCCUAAGUUUGGUAUCAGCCAGAUUACAGGGCUGCGCAACAGUGUGCCUGUUCCACUGGCAGAUAUAGAACAGAUGAGUCUAGUCACAGUAAUACGUGAGGAUGAACUGUCACGUUUUGUCCGAAUACACCUUCCAACUUCAGAUGAGAAGGUACUGGAGGAGAUUGUGCUUAGCAUGGAGGACCGAGAUGCUGAAGAACUUGUGUUGCUACUGCAGGGCUACUACAGGCUUCUAACUGGAAAGAUUCUGUCUGUAGAGCAAGACCGUGACCUCUCCUGGAUUGACGAUGCAGCGCCACCAUAUCACUCACAGCAUCAAGUGUUGCCUGCCAGAUGGAGCUACACUGGCCGAGAUACUGGCAAGCACCAUGCUACAUUCUCGAUGCCUCCGCCAUAUCAGCCAGUACACCAGGUAAAGACAAAUGGUCAUUUCACUGCAUCCCAUAAAAAAUCAGGCUCAUUGGAUGCCAACAGUAGACCUACUUUUGAAGUGGACAGCAACAUGAACACUAUGUCAGGUCUGCUGAAUGGGAGUGCCAGAGCAAGGGACUACAAUGGCUAUCUGGAUGACAACAGACGUGCAGCAGUUGCCCAGAAACUACUAGAUCUGAGCUCUGCAACUUUUGAUCUUCAGAGUGUUGUCUCGAUGGAGAUUCUUGAAAGUGAUCUGGCUUAUGUUGAAGCCAGAAAUGAAGAGGUCUUGCGGAGAGUUGCAGAAAUGCAGGAGUUGGUGCAAAAUUCUGAACAGUAUCUAACCCAGCAACAACAACAUCAACAUCCAGGUCUGCAACAUCACCAGCAGCUUGGCAAGGAGGAAAGUGACUCUGAGGGCUCCCAUAUAUCGUCGCUAGAUUCAGAUGCACCUGGUCAGCUGAAGCACAGUGACUCAUUACUACUGCUCACGCAGGGGCAGAAGCUGAUAAGUGAAGCAGUGAAUGACGCGGUACGUGGCAUAGAUCUGGGAGAUAAUGAACCAUCUGAAAGUGACACAGAUUCAGUGAGCACUCCUACAAACAGUCCUUCUCACCGACCAGGGAGAGAGCACAGUGGGUCAUACAAUGGCAGCUCUGUCGCAAAGCCCAGUGGUUCCAGCUUUGGACUGCACAGUCCCGACAGCCUGCUGCCAGUUGGGUUCUGCCCCAGUGACCGCAAUAUCCAGGAUUUGCUGAAGAAACUGCAAGAGGACAGUUCACUUCCCUGUGACUUUGCAGAAGGGACUCUAUACUUGGAUCCAGAUAUAAUUGAUCUUACAAUGAUCCCUCCACCCAUCACACCAGAUGAGGAUGGACUGUAUGCCUUGCCUUGCCAGCUGAGUCUUCCUCCAACUCCCUUUGCUGAUCAUUCCCCUUUGGAGAUAGAGAUUCAGCAGACAAGAAUGGAACAGUUAAUCAAUCACAGAAAUGUCAUCAGCAACUGUUGUGUACUGGACCUUGAACAAGAUUCAUUGCUGGAUGAUAUUCUUGGGUUGGAACUAAACAAGACUCCAACUAGUGAUGAACCCCAUUCAUUAGUAAUACCAGGUUUAGAUCUAAAUCUAGACUUUGAAGCAUUCCUAGCAACAGUAACUGUUCCACCACCCACUGAGCAAGCCCCACCAUCAGUAGAACUGACACCAGAGGAGAUUUCUUCAUUUAUUAUUCCACCUCCACCAACUAGUGGCAGCGACGCCUUAAACGGUGAACUCGUCAGUACGCACAUGAACAUCGUAGAGAAUCAUGACAAUAAGAAUAGUACAACACAGAGCUCAUCCAAAGUGAUUGAGUAUCCAACUGUAAAUAGAAAAGGAGGAACCUUUUCGUGCUGUGGAAAAUACCGGGAUAGUCCUGAGAAGAUCACAGCAGAGGAAAUUCAGCCACCACCCAGAAGUGGUUCAGAGAGCUUAAAGCCACCAGCACGACCACCAAAGUCUGCAGAACAUCUUCAGGCUGCAUCUGUGCAUCAGCAGAGCAGUUCCUUAUCUGGAAUUCAACAGGAUUCACAGCCGCCAUUAUUGCCGCCACGAAGUGACUCGAUUCACGCUCAUUCUUGGGUGCCACAGAAGAAGCCACCUCUACCUCCUGUACCGUCUCAGGAUGUUCUUAGGAGGAGUGCUCAGCACAGUUCAAACCUGAAAGGGCUGUCAGAUGGAAACAGUCACAAUAAACCAGCAUCUGGUACCACACUGUUGAGAAAUGGCCACAUAUUCUCUGACUGCUCAACAUCAUCAAAGCACGGCAGAGAUGUUCUGUGUUCCAAAUCAGAUGCGACCAUGGUCGGUCUUCUGGAGCGCCUUGACCAGGUUGUGGCACAGUGCUCCAGAGCUCAGGCAGCUGGAGGAGGUGCGCAAAUGGAUGAAACUCGUUUCCAAGCAGCAAAGGAAGCUUUGACGAAUGAAGCACGGCAGCUGGUCACUGCUUCCAAGGUGUUUGUGAAAGGUGCAACAGAUGCACCUUCAAGGCAGGAGUUGCCUAGCAACCUUGCCAGUUGCCUCCAGCUCCUUCACAGGUUGACAGAGCUUGUUACAGACAUGACAGCUCACACAACAGCGCCACUUCAGACCCGCAACUUGGUGCUCAAAGUGCGGGAUGUUGCCUGUGCGUUUAGAGAGACACUUGCCCCUGCUUUGGACUCAAAUGGACAGGAAGGCAUGCUGCUGCAGAGAGCCGAUGACCUCGCUAGUGUUCUCGCCACUUUACUGAGAAGCCUUAGGGUUUUCUCACCCUGAUGGAACUGCCAGUAGUAAUAGUUUGAACUUAGGUUUCUAGUGAGUAUUGAUAUGCCACAUUAACCAGUUUAAUGUAAUAAUAAGUGAUGGAGCUCAAUUCUGCACAAAAUAUGGAAAUGAUCAUUUACAAUAAUUAUCGUCACAAGUACAAAGCAUAACAUGAAGGUAAGUGUAUAAGUAGUUUUUUUUUUGUCAUUACAUUUUCUAUUUUUUAAAUAGUUUAUUUAUUUACACUGCCAUCCUUUUAUAAAAAUAUUUUAACCAUUAAAUUAUAACAUAAUUUUUUCAUGAACCAUGGAGAAGGAUAUUGACAGAGUUUGCUGCAUGUAUUUUGAAACAUGCACACGUAAAAUGUUGAUUGUAUGAUUUUUCAGAUUUAUUUUUUUCUGGGUGGAAUUUGUUUUCCUAGUCAUUAGUUACACUUAUUGUAUGUUUUAUGUAGUCUUGAUGUACCGUGUGGUCAUAUGACAGAUGCAGGUGACAUGAAACUUGACGGUGUUCCUCGCUGUUUAUACUACCAGCUUGUUACCAUGGUAUGUGAGUACUAAUGUUACAUUCAGCAAGAUGCUUGUCUGCAAUAUUUUUUCUCUCCACAACAAUUACUGAUUAUAUAGCUGUUAAAAAUAUUUAUCAGAACAGUGACAUCUCUCAGCAUUACUGCAUCAUCAUCAGGAAAUUUACCAUGCACAACACAAAUACUGUAUUGUAUGUGAUAAAGAGCAACAUGUAGCUUUUCACACAGUAAUUUUAAAUCUGUGAAGUUAGUAAUUAUUGUGUAGACAGAAAAUCAGUACACUUAAUAUUUUUAAUUUCUGGUUUAACCUUUUACCACAUUAUAUCCUGACACUAUAAUAUUCAUCUUACACAAUGUUUUACCUUGUUGAGAGCUGCAGGGGACAGUUAAUUUCACCAUGUUCUGCUGUGUUAGAUACUGUAAACCAAAGGGUACACAUAACCUACAAAAGACCAAUAAUUCACCAUUAUGAAGUGCUGUUUGGCUUUUCAUUGUACCCACAAGCCAUGUAUUAGGACACAACAGGUUUUUAACUAAAGCAAAGAAUUUUUUAAGCAUGGCUGUUCAGAGUUCUGAUGCCAUCGUGAAAGUGUUUGGUAACAAGGCAAAGAAAUAUGAUACAUGAAGAUUGGCAGCUUUAGGAAAUAUGUAGCUUGUAUGAUAAAUCUUUGAUUAAAUUGUAUCUUUAGGUAUUUGAUAUUGUUCCCCUAAUCUAAUAUCCAUUUGUUUACCUGUGAAAGAGAGUAGUAGAUAUAUAGGUAACCCUCGAUUUGUGCCAGUUCAAUUUGCGCCGAUUCAGAAUAACGCCGAUUUUGAAACCAGCAAAUCAAAAAGUGGAAAAAAUAUGUUUUAUUAUUAUUUAUAACGUUUUGCAAUGUUUCUCGUACUGAUUCUUAUACUAAAUCGUAAUUCUUAUACAGUUUCUCCAGCUUCUAGUUAUGUCCUCUCACUUAGGUUCAAAUAUUCUCCCAGGAAUGUGUUAUCCCAACAUCCUCAAUUUGAGUUCUUUCUUUAGGAAGACAAGCCAAAUCCAAAGUCCAUACAAAACAAGAUGCCACUGAACUGAUUCUGCUGAGAUCUGUACAGGAUAAUAAAAUCAAGGAUGAUGAAUUGGGUGGAAUAUGUAGCAUAUUUGGGCGAGAUAAUAAAUAUAUACAAAACUUUUUUUUAAAUCCUAAAGUGAAUAAACCACAUGGGUGACUUACGUGUAGAUAGGAGGAUAAUAUUAAAAUGGAUAGGAUAUGAAGGUAUAAACUGAAGUCAUCUGGCUCAGGAUAGAUUCCAAUAGCAGGUUAUUGUGAGCACAUGUUUUGGAUUCCGUAAAGGUGGGGAAUAUCUUAAUUGGCUUAGAGGCUGUUAACGUCUCAAGAAGGAUUCUUCUCCAUGGAGUUACAUACCUAAUUCCAGUAGUCAACUCGAUGACAAAAAUCAUCUUACCAUUCAGCACAUGUCAACUGGAAUGCUAGAUGUUUCUUCCAAUAGAGUAAAUGUGUCAGCAGCAUUGGGUCAGGUUUUAUUCCACCUGCAGUGUGUUUGUAUGUUCUCAAUUGUAUGCACUCAUGCAUGUAAAGCGGCCCAUCCACGUACGAGUCUGGCUUGCGAGUCCGGCUCAGCUCGGGUUCCAUUGAGCCCAACUCAUUUGUGGGUGGGGUGACACGAGCCGAGUGUGCUAUGCAUGUGUGGUGAAAUAUAUACGAGCCCAGCUCACGAGUCAAGCUCGCCGAGCCAGACUCGUACGUGGAUGGGCUGCUUAACAGUCCAAAGAAGUAAUGUACAGAUUCUGCUAUACCCUUAUUCUCAUUACUGUUUCUGUGAAAGGAAUCUGGUACCUGUGAUGCAAAUUUGUUUGUUGACUUGAAGAGUUUACUGAGUGAUUGUUGAGAUUAACAGUAGAUAUUUGCCAUAUAGAUAGUUAUAUUGAUAAUAAUUAUAAGGAGAUAAUAUAAGAUUUGGUGACAGCUGAGAACCAUGUGAUAUAUUAUUUAUAGAGCUGGUAUGGUUCUCAUAGUUUCUAUUCAUGUUGUAGAACUGAUGUAAUAUAUCUUUCAACUCGAACUCUGUACAGGGAUUGUAAGCUACUUCCACAUAUAUUUACUUUGGUGUUUCACUAAUGCUUUAGAUUACUUCUUCACUUUAUCUGUGUGUUGUUCCACACAUUAAAAUCCUUCUUAUAUUUCUAUUGCAUUCUGCUGCUUAACAUGUUGACCUGAAGUAAGGUGGAGCUCUAAUGAAAGCCAAGUUAUAUUGGUCUGCCCAGUAAUGGUCUUGAAUCAAGAGCUGGAAUUUCAGUGCACAGCAGAUAAAAACCUGUGAGUUGUGAGUAUUAAAUACCAAUGGGAUAAUAAUUUUAUUUGCUAAUUAAAUCUAUGUAACACUGAACAUUUUGUUGUGAACGGAUGUUAACAUUGCACGUGACAUCCGUGCUUCAGGACCACUCCUUGUCAGCUGUCUGUGACUACUUAUGCAAUAUAUUCCAGCUACUCUCUGCACUAGAAGCAGUCUCCCCCCAUCUUUGAACUGAGAAUACAUCCUACUGAAAUCGAGGAGGCUGAGAUGGGCUGAGUGUGGAAAAAACAAGGGAUACAUUCAAAAUUUUGGUGGAGAAACCUCUCUGAGAAUGCUAUCUUGGAAGACAGAGGGAGAAGGGAAGAUAACAUUAGGAUGGAUGUUAGGGAGAUUGGGUUUUGAGGAUCAGAGAUGGAUGGAUCUCUGAGGAUUGUGUCCAUGGUGGGCUUUGGUAUUAGCAGUAUUGAACCUUUGGUUUCUGGUAACUCAUUACAUUAAAUAUCUAAACUCAAUCCUUGGUUUCUACAUCUGAAUCAGUGGAUUGUAGAAUUUGAAAAACCAGUCACCAUGAUGUCAAUAAACUUUGUCUUAAUAAUUCUUCAUACUUUGCUUGAAGGUGAAGAAACAUUUCUGAGUUACUAGAUUAGUAUGCAACAUAAGCAUAAGCAAGUGAAAAAUUACUGUAAUUAUAUUUGUAUAACAUCAUAUCAUAGUUAUAAGUUAUUGUGAAUUGUGUCAUAACGCCUUAACCCAUUUAAUUGCAAUCACUGAUAAUAAAUAAUUCAUUAUUUGCAAAUAACA
Molecule: messenger RNA, 8149 nt
Organism: Zootermopsis nevadensis
Lineage: Eukaryota; Metazoa; Arthropoda; Insecta; Blattodea; Termopsidae
Biological process (GO): signal transduction
Cellular component (GO): cytoskeleton
Molecular function (GO): protein binding
Source: RefSeq, a predicted model, not a curated record